Molecule: messenger RNA, 3942 nt
Organism: Strongyloides ratti
Lineage: Eukaryota; Metazoa; Nematoda; Chromadorea; Rhabditida; Strongyloididae
Exons: 2
Coding region: 1-3942 (1313 amino acids)
Source: RefSeq, a predicted model, not a curated record
AUGCCUCGAACGCGUAGGCUUCGAAGUAGUAACAUUUCUGAAGAUGUCAUAACAUCAAUUCAACUGGACUCUGACGAUGAACCUAUAUUAAAGUCACAAAAGGAAACAAGAACUAGAUCAUCCAUAAUAAAGAAUUCUCAGAAUAAUACAAAUAGUAAAUUGAAUACAAAUAAAAGAAUAACACGCCAAACUACUUUAAUGGAAUUUAUGAAGCCAGUUAAAAUUGAAGAAAGCAGUGAUACAUCAGAUUGUAGUUCAAUUGAUAAUUCAAAAGCAAAUAAAUCUAUGGGAAUGAAAUGUCCAAGACCAGAUUUAAAACCUAUAAAAGCUACAACUCGAAGAGAUAAUUCAAGGAAUAAUAUAAGCAAUAGAAGGGAAACACGACAAAGUGCAGCAAGUACGGCUAAAAAAAGGCAAAAAAUUGCGAGCUUAUCGAGUGGAGAAAGUGAUACGGAAUAUGAAUCAUUUAGUGAAAUAUCCAGUGAUGAAGAUAUAGUAUCGAGGGGAAGUGAAUAUCAUUCAUCAUACACAGAUGUAGAAGAAGAUGAAUCUGAAACUGAUGAAACUGAAUUAAAUCUUUCAGAUAGUGUUGAGGAUAAUAUUAAUUAUGUCUCUUCAGAUGAAACACAGCUUGUUGAUGAAACUAUCAAAGAGGAUGAUGAUACAGAUCCACCAUUAGAAAAUAUGGAAAUUGAAAUAAAUGAAGUUUUUGAGGUAGAAGAAGAUAAAAAUAUCAAAAAGAAAGGGAAAAGGAAAAGAGAAAUAAAAAGGAAGCCUCUCACAGAAGAAGAAAAAAAAGAGAAGGAGGAACGUUUAAAACGAAUUGAAGAAACUGUAAAUCGUGUGUUAAAUAAUCCAAAUAUAACACUUAGUGAAGAAUCUAUGAAACCUCGGCCACGUUAUAGUAAGGUUCAUCCUCUAGUAAAAUUAGUUAAUGUAAAUGAAACUGUUCAAAUGGUGAUUGAUGAAGUCGCUGAUAAAGAUUUUAAGGAAACUUCACAACCAGUUACAAAAAAAAUUAUUUUAGUGAAACAAGAUGAGCCUGGUCCUUUAUCACCUACUGUAAAAAGUAAGAAAAAAAAUAAAUCAUUAUGUAAGGAGUCGAAAAAAAAAGUUUUACCAGUUGUUGAAUCAACUUUAGUAGAGGCACCAUCUAAGUCAAUUAUUCUAUCAACUUCAGCUACACCAGAAAUUAAAUCAACAAAAAUUGUUGGUAGGAGAGGACGUCCUCCAGGUUCACCAAAUAAAAAGAGAAAAGCACCAGAAUUACAAAAAUUUUUGCAAACAGAUUAUUCUAAAGUACUAGAAAGACCGGGAAUUACCGAACCUAUAGUUGAUGAAUCAAAUCCAGAUAAAAACGAAAUAUCUACUGCUAUAAUUAAAUUUAGAAAAUUAAUGAAAUCAGGAACAAUUAAUAAACAGUCUAUAAAAGAUUUUAAAGAUUUGCAUGAAAGUUUAUGUCAUGUUGUUCGUGAGGUAAUACAUGAACAUGAUAGUUUACUUAGACUUGUUCCAAAUGAUAAAUGUCGAGCAAAUGAUAUACCAAAAAUUAAAAAACGUAUUUUAAAAGCAAUAGGUGAUAAAGUAUCUGAUAAAUUUAUUAGAAAAGCAUUAAAAGGAGAUGAUGAUUAUGUACUUGAUGAUGUUUGGAUACCAACAAAUAAUCCUGAUGAAAGAAAUAAAUAUCAUAAAAUGACUUCUGAAGGAGUUAUUUCUAAAUUUUAUGAGGAAAUAAAAGAAUUUAUAGAACCCCCAAAAACUUCAAAACUGGUAGAAGUGUUUAAAACUUUCAGAUUAAACGAUGAAAUGUCGCAAAAGAUAUGUGAGUUUGAUUAUCCAACAAAAAAAUAUGAACCACCGGUUAAUUCUGGUAAAAAAACACCAAGAAAAAGUAAAAAUAAUUUAACAGAAGGAUCUAAAGAUCCUAGUACUCCUGUUGUUAAUAAUGAUAAACCCUCAAAAAAAAUAUUAGAACCUGUUAGAAAAAGUACAAGAAGAAAAACGCGUGGAGAAACUCCUGAUAAAUCACUUGAGAAACGUGUUACAAGGUCCCAGAAUAAUGCUGUAAAAGUUCCAACAUAUAAUGAAAUUAAAAGAAAACGUAAAAAAAAUAUUAAAAAAGGUUUAUUACUUAAAAAUGGAUGUCGAAGAUAUCAAAGAUUUUUUAUUAAAAAAAGAUUUUUUAAUAAGAAAGUUGAAGUUUUUAAUCCAGAUUUAGCUAGUAAUUAUAGAGAAAAAUAUUUUGAAUGUGUCAUAGAAGUUGUACUUAACUAUUUUGCUACAAAUGAUAUUUUAGUAGAUUUUAGAAAUAGAAAAUUUUGGGAUUUUUUACUUUCAGAUAGUAGUCAACUUAAUAGUCUUUUCAAUAACAGAAUAGAGUAUGUUAGAAAUUUUUUAAAAAAUGAUUCUAAUGAAGAAGAACUUCAAAAAAAAACAGAUUUAUUAAAAUGUAUUGAACUUGCAAUUUCUGGUGCAACUAAAGAAAGAAAUAGAAGAAUAGGAAGUGAUGGUAUAUUAAGAAAUGGUCUUUUUAAAAGUGAUAUUAUAAUUGAAUAUCAAACUAUUUAUGAAGAUUUUGCUUCAAAAAUAGCAUUAAAAGAAUAUGGAUGGAAAUUUUUUCAUUUUCACAAACCAAAAUGUAGGAAAAUUGUUGAGAAUAAAGAAACUUUUUAUACAAGUGUACCAGAAAAAAUGUUAAUUAAUCGUUUGCUUAUGUCUAGAUGUUUAUCAAACUUAGAUAAAUGGAAUAAAUAUAUUGAAUAUUGUAAAAAUCGUAAUCUUCAUACUUUUUUUGAAGAAAGAACUGAUUUGUGGAAUAAAUCUGAAAAUAUUACUAGAUUUAGUGCAGAAGAAAUUCAAAAAAUGACUUUAGAAACACUUAAAGAACAAAUUGGGUUUUCAAGUAUAAAGGAAGAAGAUGAACAUCGUAAAUUAAAAGAUUUAAUAUGGGAGAGAGAUUAUUUGGCAACAAGUGAUCCUGUCACAAGAAAGUUAUUUAACUUAAAAAGAGAAUUGAAUGAGCUUAUGUAUGAAAGAAAUAAAAUAUUAGAUCAUGUUUUAAAUUCUUCAAUUGCUUUGAUUGUAAGGGAUGUUUUAGAUAAAAAAAUAGAAGAAAAAGAAGAACAAUUAAAAAUAAAAUUUGAUGCUACAAAAAUUGAAAAAGAGGAUGAUUUAGAUCAAAUACCAUUGAAUAAAGAGUUUAUGAUAAAACAUAGUAAUGAGAUUGAAGAUAUUAAUAAACUUGGAAAAAUUUCUAAUUUUUUAGGUACCGUUACUGAAGACAACCAAUGUAAUUAUGAUUUUUAUAAAACAAGGAAUGAUGGGGGGCCAUCAAGUGGAUUGAUGAAAAAAACACAAGUUAAAUAUAGUUUUUUGGCAAAAGAUAAUGAAAUAUUUUAUAAAAAAUAUCUAAAGAAAAAAAAUAGGUCUAAUGAAUCUUCUGUUGAUGAGAGUACAGAAUUUACAUCUGAUAAAAAUAAAAUUGCUAAAGAUUCUCAUAAUUCUUUAAAAAGGAAAAGAGAAUUUAAAGGAGUUAAAAAUGCCAUACAGUCUUAUGACUCUAAAAAAAAAUGUCCUACAGGAAUCUGGAAAAAAAUAGAAUCAUUAAAUAAAGAAAAAAAUACAUAUUUUUGGAGAACAUCUUUUGAAAUACCAAAUGUUGACAAUAGAUUAACCAGAAGAGGUCUAAAAAAUUUAGAAUAUUCAUUAAGUGCCCAAAACAAUGAAAGUAGUAUACAUCUUUCCCCCUUAUCAAUUCCUGAAAUAAAAAACAAAAUACCAGUAUCAGGAGAAAAUCAAAAAAAUAAUGAAACAUCCAGUAACAAACGAAAUUUAAAUCAAUUACAAAAAAUUAUAAAUGGUGAGGGGAAUCAAAAAUUAAAGAAUUCUGAUAGAGAAAAUAAAAUUGGAAUGUCAUCGAGAAAAAGAAAAUUUAUAACAUAG